This is a messenger RNA of Raphanus sativus (radish), 778 nucleotides long. RefSeq lists its product as uncharacterized. The record is from RefSeq and is a predicted model, not a curated record. Gene Ontology annotation, molecular function: structural constituent of ribosome. Gene Ontology annotation, cellular component: mitochondrial large ribosomal subunit; ribosome. Lineage: Eukaryota; Viridiplantae; Streptophyta; Magnoliopsida; Brassicales; Brassicaceae. The transcript has 3 exons. The coding region runs from base 77 to 508 and encodes 143 amino acids. Gene Ontology annotation, biological process: translation.
AGAGAGAGAGAGAGAGAGAGAGAGAGAGAUAGUGAGGUGAGCUCAGAGAUCAAUUGCAGUAAUCUCGGAGAAGACAAUGGCUGCCAAAACCCUAAUCAGGUCUGGAGCUUCGCUAAUGAAUCGUUUUCUAUCGAAGCCAACGACAAACCUUGUGCAGAACAAUCUGAGAUCGUUUCAGCAGAUAGCUCCUCAGCGGCGACAAGAACUCCCGCCGUGUUUUUUCCCGUCGUUGACGAUUCUACAGAACUCGCUAAGCGAAAGUGCUACGCUUCAGGAAUUAACGGAACGUGGGUUUCUUCACCCUUCUGGUCUUCCUUCGCUCGACUUCUUCUUACCAGAAGUCGAUCCAUCAAGCGAGCCAUUGCUUCUAUUUCCCAAGAGGACAUUCCAACCUAGCACUAUCAGGCGCAAACGUAACCAUGGAUUCUUUGCCCGCAAAGCAACCAAAGGUGGACGGAGAGUCAUAGCUCGGAGAAUAGCAAAAGGGCGUCACAGAGUCACGGCCUAGAAUAUCUCUCUUUAGUCCUUUCUAUGAAUCUAUCAGAUUAGGCCGGAUAAGUAUCUUCCUUGCGUCUUUCCAGCCUAAAAAAUCUGAAACUUCGAUCUCAUCAAUAACAACGAUAGAUGUACUGUUGUGUUGAAUCUCGGAGUCGGAAGUGAAAUUCAUAAUUUUAAAGAUCACCAUUAUCUUUUGUUUUUCAACAAUCUCAACUCCUUUUUAAAUGGCUACUUUACACCAAGGAAUAAGAUUUUCUACAUGACGCUCGGUUACAUUUUA